This is a messenger RNA of Erythranthe guttata (spotted monkey flower), 3053 nucleotides long. NCBI's taxonomy places the organism in Eukaryota, Viridiplantae, Streptophyta, Magnoliopsida, Lamiales, Phrymaceae. The record is from RefSeq and is a predicted model, not a curated record.
ACAAAGCCCAAGUAAAAGCCCAUAUUGAGCGAGGAACCUUUACUUCUCGAGAAACAGAAACUCUUUUACAGUAACAGCGGCUGGGAGAUUAAAGAGCAAGGAAGAAAAUCAAUUCAAUUUCAUCCCCUCUCUCUUUUUUAUUUUUAUUAUAUUUAUAUUAUUGUAUUAAUAUUAGUUUCCUCAUCGUUUUCCUGAAAGCCCUAGUGGUGUUUUGGAUGACCAGUGACCGUUUCUUAAGCUGUUCUUUAUCAGUUGGAAAUGGGUGCAAGUCGGAAGCUGCAGGGGGAGAUCGACCGAGUUCUCAAGAAGGUUCAAGAGGGCGUCGAUGUAUUUGAUAGCAUCUGGAACAAGGUCUAUGAUACGGACAAUGCAAAUCAGAAAGAAAAAUUCGAGGCGGACUUGAAGAAGGAGAUAAAGAAGCUACAGAGAUACAGAGACCAGAUCAAAACAUGGAUACAGUCCAGCGAGAUCAAGGAUAAGAAGGUUAGUGCCUCUUAUGAGCAGGCUCUGAUGGACGCUCGAAAGCAAAUUGAGCGUGAAAUGGAACGAUUUAAGAUAUGUGAAAAAGAAACGAAGACAAAAGCAUUCUCAAAAGAAGGCCUAGGCCAGCAGCCUAAAACGGAUCCGAAGGAAAAAGCUAAAGGAGAAACAAGAGAUUGGUUAAAUAAUGUGGUCAGCGAGCUGGAAAAUCAAAUUGAUAGCUUUGAAGCUGAAAUAGAGGGGCUUUCUGUUAAGAAAGGGAAGACAAGGCCUCCCAGACUGACGCAUCUGGAGACAUCCAUUGGUCGGCAUAAGGCUCAUAUUAUGAAGUUAGAAUUAAUUCUAAGGCUGUUGGACAACGAUGAAUUGAGCCCAGAGCAAGUCAAUGAUGUAAAGGAUUUCUUGGAUGACUACGUGGAAAGAAAUCAGGAGGACUUUGAUGAAUUUAGUGAUGUCGAUGAGCUUUACAGUUCUCUACCUCUGGACAAGGUGGAGUCUCUUGAAGACCUAGUUACUAUCGGUCCUCCUGGUCUUGUAAAGGGUGCCAGUGCCACCAGUGCAGUUUUAAAUAUGAAAACAUCUUUGGCUGCAGUACCCACUCCUCCAGCAACAACCUCAGCUUCCGUCCAGCAAACUCCUCCUUCCCUCGACCAGGUGGAUGAAACAGCUUUCCAGGAUGAUGCAGUUGCUAGAACUCCACCUCCUAAAAGUAGUUCCCUCAGUAUUUCUGCACCACAAACGCCAGCAUCUGGCCUUGCAGCUUCUGCCAUCACAAGUGCCGGCAGUGCUUCAUCCCCAGUAGCUGUAUCAAGUCCUAUAAAAGAAGAGGAGAUCGCAAACUUCCCUGGUCGUAAAUCAUCACCAGCUCUUGCUGAAACUGGAUUAAGGGCUAUUGGUAAAGGUGGAUUGCCAAGUCAACCAACUUCUAACAUCCUUCCCAGUUCUGGAAACACAAUUUCCAGCAAUGGUACCAUUCCUUUGGGUUCUGAAAUUGGGAAAAGGAAUAUUUUGGUAUCCGAUGAUCGAUCCGCGAGCAGUGGUAUUGCACAGUCUCUUGUAUCUCCCCUAGGCAAUAGAGUAAUCUUGUCACAAGCUGCCAAGGCUAGUGAUGGACUUGGAUCAGCUGAUACUGGAAAUGUUAGCGAUGCUGCGAUUAUGGGCAGCAGGGUUUUCACUUCUCCUGUUGUUCCUGGUAUGCAGUGGAGGCCCGGAAGUUCCUUCCAGAACCAGAAUGAAGCGGGGCAGUUUCGUGGAAGAACCGAGAUUGCUCCCGAUCUAAGGGAGAAGUUUCUACAACGAUUUCAGCAGGUACAGCAGCAAGGUCAGACUAAUGUUCUUGGCAUGCCUCCUCUUGCUGGGGGGAAGCAGUACUCUGCUCAGCAGCAGAAUCUACUUCUACAGCAGUUCAAUGCUCAAAGCUCGUCUAUCUCACCUCAACUCGGGAUGGGGAUAGGAGUCCAAACUUCAGGUCUUAGCAGUGUUGCAACAUCUGCUUCUCUGCAGCCACAACCGAGUGCAAUACACCAAUCAUCUAAUCAGCAGGCAGUCAUAUCUUCAACAUCUAAGGAUGCAGAAACUAGCCUUACAAAAGUUGAGGAAUUGCAGCAGCAACAGCCUCUCACAGAAGACUUGGCGCCAGAUUAUAGUUCUAACUCCGGCCUAGGAAAAAGUCUCGUGCAAGAUGAUGAAAUGAAAACUUCCCAUGCCUUAGAUACUACAGCUGCAGUUGCUUCUGGACCACUUGUUGAACCUUCCCAGGUGAUGAGGGAAACCGACCUUUCUCCAGGGCAACCUUUGCAACCAGCUUCAUCUUCUGGAAGUCUUGGUGUUAUUGGUCGAAGAAGUGUAUCUGAUCUCGGUGCUAUUGGAGAUAACAUCAGUGCAUCAACUGCAAAUUCGGGAGGAAUGCACGAUCAGAUAUACAAUUUGCAGAUGCUCGAGGCUGCUUAUUAUAGACUUCCUCAACCCAAAGAUUCUGAACGUGCAAGGACCUAUACUCCAAGACACCCUGUAAUCACUCCUCAGAGUUAUCCUCAAGUGCAAGCGCCAAUUGUCAAUAAUCCUGCCUUCUGGGAGCGGCUUGGUCCAGAUUCUUAUGCCACUGAUAUGCUCUUCUUUUCAUUUUACUAUCAACAGAAUACUUACCAGCAAUACUUGGCUGCUAAGGAAUUGAAAAAGCAGUCUUGGAGGUACCACAGAAAAUUCAAUUCAUGGUUCCAACGGCACGAAGAGCCAAAAGUUGCCACAGAUGAUUUUGAACAGGGGACAUAUGUCUACUUUGACUUCCAUAUUUCCAGUGACGAACAACAGGGAUGGUGCCAGAGAAUCAAGACAGAGUUUAUCUUUGAAUACAGUUUUCUUGAAGAUGAGCUAAUCAUAUAGAGAGAGAGAGAGAGAGAGAGAGAGAGAGAGAGAGAGAGAGAGACCUUUAUUUCUAUUAAAUUAUGGCUUGUAACUUAUGAUCCUUUAUAUUUAUUUAUUUAUUGUCGAAGUUGGAUUUGUUGUUAGAUGGUCAAAAUUGUAAAGGUCCAUGAUUUAGAGAUGCUGAUCCAUCAUGAAUAAACAACCAAGUA